AACUGUGAGACCCGGCGCAUCAGCGUCACCACGGUACUCACAGUGCCGGAAUCCGACGCCGGAGCUCGAAAAAUCCGGUGGUCGACGAGAUUGGUGCAGGGGAUCGAGGUGUGCAUGGACGCUGCGAGAUGAACGGCCAAGGUUUGUGGAGGAGGAGUCUGGUGAGUGAGAAGAUCAUGGCGGGCGAGCUCAUCUCAGCGGAUCACGGGAAGGGUUUCAGCGAGGCGGAGGGAAAGCAGGUGAAGAAGAAGAAGAAGACAAAGAAGGAGAGGGUGAAGGGGAAGAAGGGGCCGCAGCUGCUGCCCUACGAGGCGCUGCCGGAUUAUCUGAAGGACAACGAGUUCAUUCUCGACCAUUACAGGGCCGACUACUCGCUGAAGCAGGCGUUCCACAGCUUCUUCUGCUGGCACAACGAGACCCUCAACGUUUGGACGCAUUUCUUGGGGUUCGUGUUGUUUCUCGCCCUAACCAUUGCAAACUCCACCGAGGUUCCUGAGAUUGCAGAUAUCCUUUGGAAUUUUUCCAGAUCAUUUUCGCCGGUGGAUAUAACCAACGUUUCUUAUACCCUAAACAACACCUUGCAGAGCACAAUUCGUCUGGACUUGGCGAAGGCCACAACCGACCUUCACUCCGAAGGGCUGCCGGUAACCAGGUGGCCACUCUUCGUGUUCCUCGGCGGCUCCAUGUUCUGCCUCCUCUCCAGCAGCCUCUGCCACCUGUUCGGCUGCCACUCCCACCAGCUCAGCCUCUUCCUCUGGCGCUUCGACUACGCCGGCAUCGCCAUCAUGAUCGUCGCCUCUUUCUUCCCACCAAUUUACUACAUCUUCCAGUGCGAACCACAAUGGCAGCUCAUCUACCUCGCCGGUAUCACGACCUUCGGUGUCUUCACCGUCCUCACUCUCCUCACUCCGGCGUUCUCCUCGCCAGAGUUCCGGUCGUUCCGGGCCAUGCUGUUCGUGGCUAUGGGCUUCUCCGGCUUGAUCCCGGCAGUCCAUGCACUGGUUGUGAAUUGGUCGGAGCCUAGGUGCUUAACGGUACUCGCAUAUGAGUUGGCCAUGGCAGCUCUCUACUCCACCGGCACCUUCUUCUAUGUCAGCCGGAUUCCGGAGAAGUGGCUUCCCGGAAAAUUCGACCUCGCCGGACACAGCCAUCAGAUAUUCCAUGUAUUUGUGGUUGGUGGUGCCCUGGCUCAUUAUGGUGCAACUCUUGUCUUUUUAGAUUGGCGUGGAUCGGUGGGCUGCCAAUGACAAAUCCAGCAUGGAUCUACCCAUUAGAAUGCAGCUUGUUUUCUGCAGGAAACUAAGUUCCAAGUUGGAUGAUACAACAAAAUGAAGUUCGUUAUCAUACACAUUUUUUAGUGCACCAAAGAUUGCAAUUGCAUAUGUGGUGAUAAUUUAUUCAUGGAUGUAAGUGUAUAACUUUGAAAUGUAUUGUUUUGUAACAAUUAAUAACAUUGAUGUCUUUGCCA
This is a messenger RNA of Nymphaea colorata (pocket water lily), 1468 nucleotides long. RefSeq names its product heptahelical transmembrane protein 1. Gene Ontology annotation, molecular function: signaling receptor activity. The record is from RefSeq and is a predicted model, not a curated record. Gene Ontology annotation, biological process: response to hormone. NCBI's taxonomy places the organism in Eukaryota, Viridiplantae, Streptophyta, Magnoliopsida, Nymphaeales, Nymphaeaceae. The transcript is spliced from 4 exons. Gene Ontology annotation, cellular component: membrane. Bases 129 to 1247 code for a protein of 372 amino acids.